CAUCCUGUUGGGCGACAUACAUGCUGUCCCAACACAAUUGCUCGCCGCACCUGACCACAGACCACCGUGAUGCUAAGAGACGGACAUUAAUGUAAAUGGCUGGCAAGGACGGGCUUGUUUUGUGGUAUCAUAUUUAAUAAAGUAUAGUUUGAGCUAAAUUCACAAAAAAUCUAAUUAGGCUUGACCUUAUUUCUAGCCAUCUAUAUAAGAGGAAAUACGGUAAUCCUGUCUUCCUCUGACUUUCUGCUUCCUGUAAACCAUGGCCGAUGCCGUAAUGUCAGAGGAACAGAAAUUUUCUUUGAAAGAAGUGCUUGACACUUUUCAGUCAUGUCUCACAGAAAAUAAGGAGGUGAAAAUCGAUCAAUAUGUGGCUGGAUGGCGCGGACUUGUGAGGUUUAUGAACAGCCUGGGGAGCGUCUUUUCCUUCAUAUCCAAGGACGCGGUCAGCAAGAUCCAGAUCAUGGUGAACCACCGCAAUGGGGAAAACGGAGCCCAGUACACCACCAUCCAGUCCAUGGUGAAGUACGAGCUCGACAACGGCCUCGUGGACCUCACCAAGCGGGGCAGUUUCCCGGAGUCGGGCUGCCGAACGCUGUUGAGACUGCACCGGGCCCUGCGCUGGCUGGAGCUCUUCCUGGAGCGCCUGCGCACCAGCACGGAAGAUGGCAAGACCUCUGUCAUGUGCUCGGAGGCCUACAACGAGUCUCUCGCCCAGUUCCACCCCUGGAUCAUCCGCAAGGCCUCCGGCGUGGCCUUCUGCGCCCUUCCCGGGCGCCCCACUUUCUUUGAGGUCAUGAACGUGGGCCCCCCGGAGCAGGUUGUAGCCAUGUUGGGAGAUGCUUUGCCCCUCAUCUCUGAGGUGUACCAGUUGACACAGGACCUGUAUUCCCAACACAAUCUUCUAGAUAUACCGUAGAGGUGUGACUGUAAAUUACAUAUGCAUGUAUCAGCUUUAUCUUUCAGAAUACAUUUUAAUCCUACUGAUGUAGGCCACACCACGUUAAAUGUGGUGUGUGUACAGAUUAUAUCAUAAACCUUGUGUAAUUUUAUUGUUGUUUUCUAUGAAGUCAUUCUCACUGGACUUAGGUACCUAGUUAACAUGAGUCACUAGCCAGCCUAUGAUGACUGAUUGUUUUGUUUUGCUGCUGGACCAAGAAGGCUGUAGAUGCAGAUGAUGGUCUUUUACUGAAAGCCUCUGGUGCAGACUGAAAUUAAGUGCAGUGUAUGUUGCCCUUAGCUUUCAGUUACACAUUUAAGGAAAUGUUUCUUUUGAUUUUCGUGCAUUUAUUUCAGUGACCACCUACACUAUGACCAAAAGUAUAUGGACACACUUGGUCUUCGGCUGUUUUUCAUGGUUUGGAAUAGGCCCCUUGGUUCCAGUGAUGGCAAAUCUUAAUGCAAUGCCAUUAUAGGCGAUUUGGUGCUUGCAAUUCAGAUUGAACUGCAAGCCAGGCCUAAUUAUAGCAGCAAAGGGUGGACCAACUCCAUAUUAAUGCCCAUAAUUUUGAAUGAGAUGUUGGAUGUCAGGAAUCCACAUACUUUUGGCCAUGUAGUGUAGCUCUUACUUUUAUGUCAGAAAGGGGAAAAUGAAAGGUUAAGGUCAAACGGUGUCAGGACCUUAGUCUUUCUACAAUUAUAUUUUUUAAAUUACAAUUAUCAGUUUAUUUGGGGUUUAAUUACAAACCGGGGGCAUAUUUGUCUAUUGUACCUUUAGUCUGUCAUCUUUUCCAUUUGUCAGUUUUUUUUUUUUUUU
Molecule: messenger RNA, 1753 nt
Organism: Anguilla rostrata (American eel)
Lineage: Eukaryota; Metazoa; Chordata; Actinopteri; Anguilliformes; Anguillidae
Gene: cptp
Product: ceramide-1-phosphate transfer protein
Exons: 2
Coding region: 260-916 (218 amino acids)
Biological process (GO): intermembrane lipid transfer
Cellular component (GO): cytoplasm
Molecular function (GO): lipid transfer activity
Source: RefSeq, a predicted model, not a curated record